This is a messenger RNA of Cydia pomonella (codling moth), 2585 nucleotides long. Its product is annotated as cytochrome P450 6B2-like. The transcript is spliced from 2 exons. The record is from RefSeq and is a predicted model, not a curated record. Gene Ontology annotation, molecular function: heme binding; iron ion binding; monooxygenase activity. Bases 339 to 1949 code for a protein of 536 amino acids. NCBI's taxonomy places the organism in Eukaryota, Metazoa, Arthropoda, Insecta, Lepidoptera, Tortricidae.
AAGUUCACACAUUGCUAUCACGUCUUAAUAUUUAAAAAAAUACAAAAAAAAAACAACAAUUUUAUACAACUCAAAGCUUAUCUAAGUUAUAGAACUGCUAACAAUACUAACAGUAAAAAUAAAGGUUACGUAAAUGCUUAAGCAUUCGGACAUUUUAGAAAAUUGUGGGCGCACCCGAAAUAAGCGGUCACGCUCUCAUAAUUUUUUUUACGGGACCGCAUUAGUGUGGUGACCUUGUCAUAUGUGCUCCAUCUAGUAGUUGAGGUGAUCAGUGCCGAUGGGUCAACGACAUUUAACCAAAUAUUAUUAAAACACCAGUCUAUACAACUUUUUGAAUCAUGGCCACCAACAUCAUAAUAAUAUACAUAACACUUGAAACGAUACCGCUCAGUCGCUCUAACGCACACAUAAUGAUCACUACGAUACUACUCGCGUCUCUCAUUAUACUAUUUGCGUAUUUAUAUCAUUUGUCAACUAAGAAAUUUAACUAUUGGAAGAAAAGGGGAGUUCCAUACGCAAAACCUAUUCCUUUACUCGGGAAUUAUGCAGGUUAUAUAUUGACCAAGGAAUACAUAGGUUCCGAGGUGCAGAAAUUAUGCAAGAAAUUCCCGAAUGAACCUUAUUUCGGAGCAUUUUAUGGGACGGAACCAGUACUGAUACCACAGGACCCUGAAAUUAUCAAGCUGAUAUUGACGAAAGACUACGCUUAUUUUAGUGGAAGAGAAAUCACUGAUUAUUAUCACAGUGAAACUAUUACGGAGAACCUUUUCUUCUCAGGCGGGGACAGAUGGAAAGUUUUGAAGCAGAAUCUUUCUCCAUUAUUCUCUAUAAAGAAGAUGAGGAACAUGUUCCAUCUGAUAGAGAAGUGUUCUAACAUGCUGGAAGAUAUGAUGGAUCACGAAUUAGCAGAGUCAGAGGUAGCUGAAGUACGUUCUUUAAUGACAAGAUAUACUUUGGAUGCAAUAUGUUCUGUGUCUUUUGGUGUUGACACGAAUCUUAUGGAGAAAGAAGAGUCUGACAAAAACAAUCCUUUUAGAAUCAUGGGUGAUAUGAUCUUCGAGAUAUCUACGUACAGAGCUUUAAAAGCGAACGCUCGCGCGAUAUGGCCUGGAGUUUUCUAUGGUUUAGGCUUCGAGAAUUUUCCAUCGGAAAUAAAAAGCUUCUUCAGUAAGCUAGUGAACGGAAUCUGCGAGGACAGACAGCACAAACCUACAUCCAGAAACGAUUUCAUAGAUCUGAUACUAGCUAUGAAGAUCGAUGGUAAACUUACAUUUGCUGGUGACAAUAUUUGGGGUGACAAGAAAAUUGAGCUGGAAGUUGACGACGAUCUGAUAGUAGCUUUGGUAGUAGGUUUCUUUGCUGCUGGAUUUGAAACUUCAAGCACUACUUUAAGCAUGUGUUUAUACGAGUUAGCGAAGAACAAGGAAGCUCAAGCGAGAACGCAUGAAGAAAUCGAUGAAUAUUUGAAGAAAACUGAUGGUAAAAUCACUUAUGAAAGCAUAACUGAGAUGCCUUAUCUUAUGGCUUGCAUGGAGGAGACUAUUCGCCUUUAUCCAGUUCUAGGGGUGAUAACAAGGGAAGUGAUGGCAGACUAUACGAUGCCUACAGGGGUGGUGUUAGGCAAGGGUUGCAGGGUGCACCUGCCUAUAUACCAUUUAAACCGGAAUCCGGAAUGGUUUGAGGACCCGGAGAGCUUCCGUCCGGAGAGGCUGAUGCAGGGGAAAGUGAGGCCGUAUACGUUUAUGCCUUUUGGAGAGGGACAGAGGAUUUGUGUGGGAUACCUCCUAGCCAAGAUGCAAGUGAUCUCCGGUUUAGUAACGGUUCUCCGCAAGUACCGCGUGUCGCUCGCAGACGGGACGCCGCUCAAAUUAAAAAUGGAGCCGAAGGCAACCGUCACGCAGCCUAUUGGAGGUGUCAAACUACGAUUUACGAAACGAGAGCAGAGGUAAUUAGAUAUUUAGCAAAAUUCGAAAUAGUUAUUUUCACGUCAGCAGCUCGAACAAGGGUAAUGUGCUGCUUGAAAACAGUGAGCAAAAUCGCAUUUUGCUCACCGAGUGAGACAAAAUAACUUCUAUUUUUAGAAGGCUUACUUAUCAUUGCUCCCUCGUAUGAUUGGUAUGGUAAACAAUGAUUUCCAUAUUAUUCUUAAUUGUGUCGUUGUUUACAACUCAACAGAUUGUUUAUCCUCGUGCCACCCAAUGUACAUUAGGAUGUACACUCCGUUUUGAUUGAAUGUGGUAGACAUUAAAAACAAAGUAGCAUAUCGUUUGUCUCGUAAAAUAUUCGAACAAAUGAAAAUCCACUUAAUUAAAAACACGACUAGAUUCAAACUUCCUUGUCUAUAAUUUAGUAUGGUGGGCGGGACGAGGUUAUAAAGACUAUCUGGGCCAUCCUCGUCAUGUCAUGAGGAUGUCAAGGGAUUCAUGACGCUGUGGAGGGGAGCGAGGGUCUGCAAUUUUAGAAAUAUUUAAAUUUUCUGUAUUUUCUCUUUUUUUGCCUCCUUUUUACAACAGCCUAAAAUAGUUAUUAAGUGUUACUAACCAUAAUAUGGAAUCUAAUGUAUUCUGAAAUAAAUGUUUUUUUUU